Messenger RNA from Nymphalis io (European peacock), 7672 nucleotides. RefSeq names its product histone-lysine N-methyltransferase, H3 lysine-79 specific-like. Gene Ontology annotation, biological process: regulation of gene expression. The record is from RefSeq and is a predicted model, not a curated record. The coding region runs from base 293 to 3490 and encodes 1065 amino acids. The transcript is spliced from 9 exons. NCBI's taxonomy places the organism in Eukaryota, Metazoa, Arthropoda, Insecta, Lepidoptera, Nymphalidae. Gene Ontology annotation, cellular component: nucleus.
UGGCGAGGGAUAAUGUCGCACUGUCCCUGAUUUUUUAAAUAUUUAUAAUAUUAUUAAGUAGAUCGACCUUAUUGUUUGUGAAGUCAAGUUUUAAGUUUCCUUAGUGUUGUGUGUAUGUUAAUAUUUCUAUGACUUUUGGUGUUCGCUCAUUUAGAAAAGUAAAGUCGCCCUGGGUAAUACCAUUGAAAUAACCAAGUUACUAGUGAACGUCGGACGAGUACCAGAAAAGUGUCAGCCACAGAACGGAGACUGGAUGAGGUGUUUGCCACAUGGAAUGUAGCUUGGUAUAAACAUGAAUGGGGGAGUGAAUGGAAUGAUGGAGGAGUCAAAGGAAGUGUCUAGUAAUGACCACCUAGAAGACUCAAAGGAGGUCAAAAUAGAGACAUCUGAAGAGGCAGAUGCAGAUAACAGCCAAUCCGAAACAAUUGAUUCGGAUAUAACUUAUAAUAUAGACAGUGGUAAUGAGCCUGCAGAUAAUUCACUCGCAGGUAUUACAGAAAACACUAACAGUCUCGGGAGCAUUGAAAAUGAACUUGAUGAAUAUUCUACAGAAACUGCAUCAAUACCUACAAUACAGGAAAACAGCAGUACUAAAUCUUUAACAAACCACUUUAGUAAUAGCAAUGAAUCGUUCAUAGACACUUUAGACAGUCAGCCUAAAUCAGAAAUUAUACCUGGUCCAGAGAAUGGCAUAACAUCUCAACAGAAUUUUAGUAAUGACUUUAAAAACGAGUGCUCGAAGGUAUACGAUGAUGACAGUAGCAAAAAUAUGGCUUCCAACAAUGGGGUGUCUGAUGAAGCGGAUUCAGAAGCCGAUUCGGAUGAUGAAGAAUUUUCCGAGGCGUCGGGCGAGCAAAGAGCAGAGGAAACAGUAAGCAUUAAUUCAGAGUCAGAUAUGGAGGCCCAAGAUGAAUCUUCCCAAGAAGGUCAAAAUAAAAACAAAAAUGAAAAUUUAAUGUUAUUAGAACAUGAUAGGUCUGAUAGUCAAAAUGGAAACGCAGAUGAUUGUUCCAGUCCUGAGGUACAUGAAAUUGUGAGUGAUACUGAAGAUUGUGUCGUAGAAGAAAAACAAAAGCCUACGGAAACUCAAGUACAGCUACGUCGAAGUAGUAGGGCUAUCAAAAGAAAAAGAUACGAUGAUGAUAUAGAGAACGGAGAUUAUGAAUCAGAUAUAGAAGAAAUUGCCAUGGGGGACACUUUCAGACGUAGAUCGAAAGCGAUUGUCAUCAACGAUACUAAAACUUUAGUCGAAAUGGCAGCGAAACAAAUAAAAUCUGGAAUUCAAAAAAAGGAACCAACUGUAGUAAUUAUAGACACCAAUUCCAUGUCUUCUGUUAAAGGGAAUACAAUUAGGAAAAAUUACAUUCCGCCUAGCAAUUCGGCAUUAAGCGCACAGAAUUUAUAUCAGAGUAUAGUUGCUCGAGGUACCACUGUAACUCCAAUAAGCAAUAAGAAUAGCAUGGCUUCUCAAAGUUCCUGCAACACUCAAACCUCAAUAUUGCCGUCUCUCACUGACGAUAUGUAUGUCGUUGAGGCACCUUCUUUCAUUGUACCUUAUGUAUAUGAAAAGCCUUCGGUUAAACCGUUUAGAAAUUUUGUAGAUAAUUUAGGUAAUGAAUUAAAAGAGCAAAGAGCCAAAGAAGAGGAGGAGGAGAGGGAGAGAGAAAAAGAAGAACAUGAAAAAAAUGAAAACACGGAAAAACCUGACGAAGAAAUUGCAUCUGAUGCAGAAACAGAAAUUUCAACUAAGACAAAAGAAGAUUUAGAAGAGGAAAAUAAGCAAAAGAAGAGAGAAGAAAAGAGGGAACGUCGCAGACGUAGAAAUGAUGACGACGAUGCAUCUUGGGAUGGUCAAUCUUCGACCGACUCUGAUGACGAAAUAGGUAGUGAUGAAGAAGAUAAGACUGUUGUCAUAAAGGAUAAAGCAGAUGUCAUCGAUGACAUUAAGGGUGUGACUGACUUAACUGUUGAUAAAGUAGUUACCGGAAAGUCUGAUAAUUACUUUGACCUGUCCCUUGGUAAGUUUUUUAUGAAUAUUGGCCUAAACCUUGUUCAAGAAUAUGUACAAAAUGAUCUACUGAAGCAACAAAACAGGAAACUUUAUAGAGAAAAAAAAGGAGGUCAUAGUACAAAAAUUACAGAAUCUUCUAUUGCAUCACUUAAGAAGAACUUAGAGUUCAGUAAAGAAAAUAAUGCUCCAUAUGUCUUUAAGCAACAUAAAUGUGAAUUUUGUAGUUUUAAAACUGAGUCAUCACUGGUGAUGGCUCAUCAUCUUGAGACUCCGCACAUGAAGAACAGUGUUUAUAAGUGUAACUUUUGUGUCUACGAAAGUCGAAGUCCGCACGAUAUAUUAUAUCAUAUGGAAGCCGAACAUAGUACUCGUGGAAAAUUAGAAAGGGCACCAGCGUACCACCAAUGUGCGAACUGUCCCUUUGAAGACAACGGCAAAGGCAAACUGGCGCGCCAUCUUAUUCCAUGCGCUAAGAAAUUCAAGCCCGAAAUGAAUCUCGCCCCACCUAUUGAGUGGGAACCGCCAGCAAAAAUACCAAAGAUUGCUCGGGCUCGUAAUGCUAUGAUGGGUUCAUACCACAAUACUUUCCAUCGGGGUCAAGUGGGUAACAAUAUAGGAAGACCACCUAUGAGCGGUCUCAUGGCGAGUACAAGCUUCCGUCCGAGAGGUCGGUCGCCUAUGGGCAUUGUACCCAGAUCCACACCUGUUCAAGGCAUACCAAUCCUUCGGAGUGGGGUUAUGGUGAGGCACAACACACCAUCGCCUGUUUUGGUGCCACCGAAUUAUCCUUCAGGAGGUAACAAUGGAAAAAACGCAUCUUUACCUAAAUCUUUGCAUCAGCCAUCCAUCUCAAUAACACCAUUACCGCGGCAACCAGUUCCAACGCAACCACAGCCUCCUCAGCAGAACAAGAGUACAUGUGUCAUUUGCGAGAUCUGUGAUGGUUACAUUAAGGACUUGGAACAACUAAGAAAUCACAUGCAAUGGAUACAUAAAGUAAAAAUUCAUCCAAAAAUGAUAUACAACAGGCCUCCGCUUAACUGUCAAAAGUGCCAGUUCAGGUUCUUCACAGACCAAGGAUUGGAAAGGCAUUUACUAGGCUCACAUGGCUUGGUAACCAGCUCAAUGCAAGAAUCAGCGAACAAGGGUAAAGAUGCUGGUCGAUGUCCGGUGUGUGGCAGGGUAUACCAGUGGAAACUUCUUAAUCAUGUCGCGCGGGACCACAAUCUUACAUUAAAACCCGCCCAUCUCUCAUAUAAAUGCACAGUUUGUACCGCAACAUUUGGCAUGUACAAGCAAUUUGAAAAUCACGUAUAUUCUGCGCACAGUGUUGUCGCCAAACGUGUAAUGGACAAAGGCAAGACGGCAACACCAGUCAAAGCUGGCCAGUCGUUACUCAAACCGCUCAAAAUUAACGACGAAAUCACGAUUAUACCUCAACCAGUGAAGGCAACAACGCCACCGAUUAAAGAAAAAUAGAUAUAUGCGGUACCGAUAAUGGUACAAAGCCGUGAGCUUGCCGAUGUCCUCGCCAAUUCUUACGAAUGGUUCGGGUCUUCAGACCUUGUCAUUACUAGUGUACAUUCCAAUGUUUCCUAGUGUACACCCGCCAACACUGCGCUGUGUCGUGCAACGACUAGUUUAUAUUGAAUUACAUUUCCAUAAACAUAAGUCGAAAAUUUGAAAUAGCGAUAACAACGACAAUUAGACUGACUGUUAGCUGUUUUGAGGUGUCUCAUGUGAAUACUUUCAGUUUUCAACGCCCUACAAACUAUAUGUAUAUCAUAUUUUAACAUACAAAUAACAGUUUCAAAAUCUUAUUGAUCUUAUGAAUCGUAUUGCUCGUUACGAAUCGUAGUACUUACACCGAUUCUAUAUCUUUUUAGAGACUGAUGUUCGAGUGCAAGAACGGCAUACUGUCGUAUAAAAUGCCCUGUAGAUUAAGAUUUAUGUAAAUUACUCACAGAACUAUAGUAGAUUAUACAAAGCGUUUAAAACAAUAUUAUGUCACUGCCACGGCUUAAAGCCAGUGAUAUAUCGAGCAAAAUAAAAUUUAUACAAUCAAAGUGUUAAAAUAAUGAGUCAUAUAACGAGCUCAGGGAAGAGUUAAAAUGUACGAAUAUUUAUAUAUUCUAAAUCUUUUUUCAAUAUUGCCUAAUGAUAACUGAUAAUUUUGCAUUGAGAUUUGAAAUUGAGUUUAUAUAAGCAAUGUGAUAUUUGAUGGUAAUUACAAUUGCAUAAUAAAAAUAAAAUCUAUUUAAAAGACACUUCUGGACAAAUGUACAUAAAAUUGAUGUCGAUAGGAGAAAAGAAAACUUCUAUCUAUUCCCGAAAAGGAAUUCAGAAAGUAUUAAUAAUUUAAUUAAUUUGAUUAAUGAGAUUAAAGAUUUCUAAUGUCAAAUGAACAAAUAUUUUGUUAAAAUAAUUAAAAAUGUUUGUCCUUUUGGCUAUUUCUAUAUUAUCACAACAUACGGUAAUAAUUUAUAAUCUGACGUCGAUAAUGCUGUACCUUAGUAGGAAGGAAAUUUACAAUAUUCAAUUGACCCAUAUAUGCCUAGAACUUUUUGACACCGAAUUUCAUUAAGACCUUCAACAAGGUCUAAUAUUAAUUUGUAAUACUUCAGCAGGGCAUAAAAUACCCCAGGGACAGUUAAAGUUACGAUUGAUUAACGGGCUAAUUUGAUCAUAGAAUGUCUUACAGAUAAUGUAGAAUAAGGACACUUCAUUAAUGGGGCUUUACUAUUGACAGAUGGAAAUUAUAAAAAAAUGGAAUAAAAAAUUAUGAAGAACGAAAAAUGUAGCAUUAAAUUUAGUUAUUUUUAAAUAAAUACUCGUAAAAUUCCUAAUAUAAUUUUAAAUUAUGUAACAAUUUUGAAGCACAUAACUCCCUUUGAAAAUGGAGCUAAUUGUUUACUACCAUAUCGUAAAAAUAUGAUGGAAUCCCCAUUCCUUUGUCUGUUCUAAUCAAAUAAUGUCUAAUAAAUUACUGACGAGACUACCUUGUUGAAACAUCCAUCCAAAACGUUAUAUUUCCAUAUCGCCUUAAGAGACUAGAUAUAUAUAUAUAUAUAUACAUAAAUAAAUAAAAUAUGUACUAUUGGAAUGUAUACCAACGUACAUUCGCACCCCAGAAAAAUACCUCAAAUAUUUGUAAUUUUUCUGAGAAUAAUAAUUCCCCUCGAGUAAGAUAACAUAUUGAAAAAGGUAUAUGUAGUUUAAUAUAAAAAGAAUAUAUAUAUAUAUAUAUAGGAUAGUAUUCACAUAUGUGACUGUUACCUUAAAAACCUGAAAUCCGGCGUAAAUAGAAAUCACCUGAUCAUUAAAUAUCAUUAAUGUUAUGAUGCGCAAAGGUAUAUUCUUAUUAUAAUAAAACGACUCUUGCGAAUUCUGCUUUCGGGAUUUCGGUUAUUACGGUAGCAUAUAUAAGUAUAUGUCGGAUCCAAGUACCAAAUUUAAUAUAUAUUAUAAUCCGAUAAUUUUCUAAUUUAUAUAAUAUUUAAGUAUAGUCCGAUAUGAUAUAAUGCUUCUUGACACAGCACGUUUUUAUUUUAUUUUUUUACCUUUACUGACAAUUGUUAUGAUAUACAUAUUUUAGUAUUGUUUUACGAAUCAAUUAUUUUAUAUCAAAGCAUAGAAUAUGGAGGCUUUGUAGCAUUAGCACCACAUUCUUGCACGUUUACCAUUAAUAUAAUAGAUUUUAAAGAUAUUUUUUAUUUCCGAGUGAUGUCGUAUUCGUCAUGAUUGUCAUUGCAUGUAAUCGUCUGGUACUUGAUAGAAAGAUUUUUUUUUACGGCCAAUUAAGAAAAGGCUAAUCAAAUUAUGCUAUUUGUUUUAUAAAACUAUAUGUAAGAUUUUGAUAGCCCUUAGCUACUAAAAUUAGAUUUAUUUUAGUAAAAUCGAAAGGACCAGGUGAUUAAUUGAUUUGUUAAUACGAUAAGAUUGUUCGACUAAUAGGAAUAUAAUUGCUUUGAUCCCGGAAAAUUGGUAUUUUCAGAUUUUAAGCUAAUACAUAUUCUGUUACAUGUGUAAACUUAACAAGGCGUAUCUAUGCUGAAUCUUAUUUAUAAUUCAUAUCUUAUUUAGAUUUAAAGCGAUUAGUUUGAACAAAAAGGGCGUGUUGUCGGGACAUUAACUGUGCCUUUUUUUGUGUGUAAAUGUUUAUGAUAUAGUAAAUUAAAAUUGAAUUAUACCAAACAGAUAACGCUUAAGCGGUUUGGUACAUUUAAUUUUCUAAGGAUUUCUUAUUUGCCAGGAACCGCAAUUAGGCUACAACGUCAUGGUACUACGAUAUUUUUUCUAAUAUAAGCUAAUAUUAUAUAUGUACGAUUUCCUUUCUGGAUAUACUUAUAUUAUCAUCAUUGCCAUACGUUUUGUGCAAACAUGAGUUUGAUAAUACUUGUAUUGGGUUGUAUAGAUUGCACGAGUGAGUUGUAAUCCUACCUAAGGUACAAACUUAUAUUAAGACCGCAUCUGCGGCUGAAUUCUAUAGGCUGUGUACUGAAAUAGAAUAUAUAUAUUUUCCUCUUAUUAAAGAAAUACCAAUUUCUUUGUAAUUAUUAUUGAACAAUUGUAUAUUAUUUUCGAACCGCAAAGCACCAUGCAUGUUUAUACUUGAUAGCUACAAACUAAUAAUAUUUUACUUUUUCAUAUCAUGUUGUACCCAUUGCAACUUUUACAUAAAUACUAAAAUGCAAACAAAACAAUUGUUAACCCUUUAACCGCCCGACUUCAUAUCUGUUGGCGUGCCCCCAGCGCCCGGCACAGUGAAUCGAAACACACAAUACAAUUUUCUAAAAAUAAUGUUAGUAAUUCUUCUAACUUUGGACAUUAUUUUUAAGACUUCUAAUUAAGAGGCUAAAGUGUAUUAAACUGUAAACGAUUACUUAGUUAACUAUUUACCUAAUGUAAACAUAUUUUUGAUAGAAUACAGCGUAAUUAAAUAAAAAAGCUGAUAAAACGAUCAGUGUUAUUUUGGUCGUAAAUAUACGACUCAGGCGAAAUGGGCCCGAAAAUAUUUGUCGGAUUAAUUCGACCUAGGCGGUUAAAGGGUUAAAUGUGAAGAUCAGCCGUGAAAUCUUAAUCAAUCGUACGUUAUAUAAGGUCGAUUAAAAAAUAUAAAUGAAAUCGGUAAAAUUAUAUAGAAACCAUUAUUUUCUUGAACGUUAAAUAGUUUUUUUAGUCUUAAUUAAUUGGUUGAGAUGUUUUUUGACCGAUGGAGUAUUUAUUUGGCCUUACCUUCACUUAUUUAUUUUAAAAAGUAUUUCGUUACUAAUAAGAUUCUACUAAUGGGUAAUGACUGAGAUACCGUUUCCGUUAAACUAAAAUUACCAUUGAUUUAUUUUGACAUUUAAAUAUUUCAUUUAUUACAAUAGGUAUUCUAGGUACCUAACAUAGCGAGAGACGGGGUAAGUAAUGUCAAGGCAUUCCUAAAUACAAUUCUCUAUAGAAUAUCAAAGGUGCGUGGUUUAUAUUUAUUAUUAUUUAAUUUAGAUUGUUUAAUAUUAGUCUAAAAGUCUAAAGAUGUUUUUUUCUUUUUCGAUGUGUAGAUACGGCGUAUUCGGUUUGUGAACGUACGCUGUUUAUGAAGAUUUGUAACAUUUUUGUUAUGUAAAUAUUUGGUAUCAUUUAAGUAUUUGUAAUAAAGAUACCUUACCAUGAUGA